CUCAUAUAGCACAUCCAGAGAGUAGCAGUUCUUCACUCAAGCAAACAUAGACACUGCCUUAGUUUAUUGGAUUACCAAUUUUUGGAUUAUACAACAUUGCAUUUAAAACUAUGGCUGAAGAGAAGAAAAAAGGAAAAGGGAAAAAGAAACAAAAGAAUCAUAAUAAAGGGGACAAAGUGGCACAAGGAGAAGGGGCUGCCCCAAAGUUGAGGAAGCUCAAAAAUAUUACACUCCGUGAGGGAGAAAAGCUCAGUUUGAAAUGUGAAGCUACAGGAAACCCCAUUCCUGAAUUCAAAUGGUUUCGAGAUGGGAAGGAACUGAGGAAGAGUAAAGAGAUAAGGAUACGACAUGGAAGGAGAAACUCCAGGCUGCAAAUUACAAAAGUUAAGGCUUCAGAUGCAGGAGAGUAUACUUGUGAGGCAGAGAAUGCUGUAGGAAGUAAUUCAUCAAAGAGCUUUGUCACUGUUCAGAGUGACACUUUGUAUGGCUCACCUUCUCCCAUCUUGGAUGACACUUCUAAGCAGUCUGUAGCCUCGCUUUCUUCUGUUACCCAGAAUGCAACACAGCACACAUCUCAGGCAGGAGGCAGUUUGAAGCCAUUAACAGAGAAUUUCUCCACAACACCCUCUCCUGGUUCUGGUCAUGCCAGGAAGUGCAAUGAAACUGAAAAGGCUUACUGCGUUAAUGGUGGAAUCUGUUACUACAUUGAUGGCAUAAACCAGCUCUCUUGCAAGUGUCCAAAUGAAUUUACAGGUGAUCGCUGUCAAACCUUCGUAAUCGCCGGUUUCUACCGGCAUCUUGGAUAUGAAUUUAAGGAGGCAGAGGAACUCUACCAGAAGAGAGUCCUAACAAUUACUGGAAUAUGUGUAGCUUUAUUGGUGGUGGGGAUUGUGUGUGUGGUCGCAUACUGCAAGACAAAGAAACAAAGAAAGAAAAUGCACAAUCACUUAAGGCAGAAUAUGUGCCCUGAUCAUCAGAAUCGAAAUUUAGCUAACGGGCCAAACCAUCCCGGGCCAGGACCGGAAGAGUUACCAAUGGUUGAUUAUAUUUCAAAGAACGUACCUGCAGCAGAGCGAAUAAUACGGCAUGAAGCAGAAACAUCUUUCUCUGGAAGCCAUCCUUCCUCUACUUCCCAUCAUUCCUCAACAGCCACUCAUACAUCUAGUCACAGACAUGAAGACCGUACAUGGAGCUUGGAUAGAACAGACAGCAUUAUUUCAGACUCACACUCUGGCAUUAUGUCAUCAUCUGUGGGAACUAGCAAAUGUAACAGUCCUGCCUGUAUUGAAGCCCGUACCCGACGUGCUGCACACUGUGGAAUAAUUGAGCCCAGGCGCGCAAUGAUGCAUUACAGGGACUCUAUAGACUCACUCAGAGACUCUCCACAUAGUGACAGGUAUGUGUCAGCUCUCACCACGCCUGCCAGACUGUCACCAGUGGACUUCCAUUAUUCACUGCCUACUCAGGUGCCUACUUUUGAAAUCACUUCACCCAACUCGAGCCACGCAGUAUCCCUGCCCCCAGCUGCUGCCAUGACUUACCAUAUGGAAGAAGAGCAGCCUUUGCUACGACAGUACCAGGUGCCAUUGCAAGACGUGCAAAGACAUGACCCAUAUUACCAAAGGCGUAGCUAUCUGAAUGACAGCACAGGUAGCCUGCCUUCCAGUCCUUUUCGAAUGGUGGAAGAUGAUGAAUACGAGACCACCCAGGAGUACCUUUCUGCAUUGGAGCAACCAAAGAAAACAGCAAGCAGCAGUAAACGGUGGAGAAAAUCUAAAGUGAAUGGUCACAUAAAUCAAAGACGGGACAUUAUCAGAGACUUCAGCUCCCAAAGCUGCAUGUCCAUCAGUGAUUCGGAGGAGGAGCAAGCAGGAGAAAGCACUCCUUUCUUAAGUAUGCAGAACAUGAACAUGACAGCAAAUGCAGAACCUUCAACUGUCUACAGACCAGGUGACAACAGGACUUAUUAUUCAUUCAACAGACACACUGCACGUGGGAAUUUACAGACCAGAAUAACGCACACACGAUCAAAACAGGACUCUGCUCCUCUUUAAAAAUAAAUCAAAGUGAUAAAAUGCUAUAGAGCUGCAUCUAUAAGAAAUAUUUUUAUUUUAUAUAACAGACAGAUAUUCUAAACAAAUGAAAUAUUUUAUUUUCAUUUUAGCAAAACUUGUCUACUAGCUAACAGCAAAGACUUUUUUUUUAUAGGGAAAACUAUUUAUAUGUACUAUUUGAUUUACAGCUUAAGAAAAAAAAGAUGUGCCAAUUUUUUCACUUCUUAAAAAUAGAAUAAUAUUGUGGUGCCUUUUGCUGUAUGCUGAUGCCAGUUUCUGCUGAGGUCUGAAUUUUUUGUAGCUUUUCCAAUACGGACUCAUCAUUUUUUAUAGACACGUUCCUUCCUGAUUCUUUUGUUUGGGGUGAGUUCCCAUUUUCAACAGUGUUAAUGAAUAUUAUCCUGUAAUGUUGGUUUAACAUCAUGCAAUAUAAGCCGCUCAUCCAUAAUAUGUAUGUUUAUAUUCAAAAGAAAAGACCGUGGGGAUGCAAUUAUAAUGAAAGAUGCAAUAUGUUUCUCAAUGUUAUAAGAUGUGAACAUGAACACAACAGAUCCAAACAGUUGUAAUUUUAUUAAUUCCAGAUAUUAAGAUAAUAAUCUGUCUGGAGCAAUGCCUUUUUCUUGAGAAAGAAACACAGUCAUACAAAUGUCAUUUCUUUUCAGUUCUCAGAGUGAAAGUGGGCAUGUGUGUAUAUGUUUCCCAAUACAGUACUUACAUAUAUAUAUAUAUAUAUAUAUAUCUGUAUAUGUUCACAGUAUAAAUUUAAAACUGAAUGUGUGUGUAGGUUAUAUAUACAUGCCAUAUAUAUUUCCACACACAUAUAUUUACAUACUGUAUAUGCAGACAAUACUCUUAAUAUUGGCUGAUGCUGAUAUUAUAGAAUUCCUGAAUCUCCUUUUCCUUUGUAAGUCCUUCUGCUUUUCUUUUAUCACCUAAUGUUAUUUUUACCCCCCUCUUUCUGACCUGUUUCUUCUUGCUGCCAUAAUGUUGAAUGUAAAAAUUUAACCAAUCAUUUAUUUUUUAUGCUUUUACAAUAUUACAGAUACAUUCCAAUUUAACCAAUGUAGAUCACUGAUUUUAUGAAUACAUUCAAUUUCAAGUGUAAGGAAUAUGUAGGACAAAUAUUCCUUUCAGAUAUCUAAUAGGUUUUGUGUGAUUGAAAAAAAGUUUUUAUUCAUUAGAAUUUCACAGAAAGCCAGAGCCUAUUCCAGCAACAAAAAAUAUAAAGGCGUUCACCAAAUUCUGGAUGUGAUGUCCUUUCUUUUGAGGCCAAACUCAUCACACUCUCUCAGAGUUAUCAUUUAGAACCCUCAUACACUAGCAUUCAGAGUAAACCCAUGAAAACACAAAUGGAGUGUGCUCGUUUUAUAACAAUGACAGGCUGGGAAUUGAACCCUUUUCCCUUUUGCUAUCAGGGUGCAAUGUUUUCCACCAGCCAUAUAAAGACUGAAACUGAAUAACAUUUAGAUCAGAAAUAAUGGGAUUGAAAUUAAACUGCUAAGAUUAAAGAAGCAUCUUGAGCUUUGAUUAUAAUCAUCAUGAUGACAGACAACUGUAAAAUUUUACCUCAGCCUACACCUAAGAAAACACUAAGAUGUUUUGAUUAGAUAAAUAUUUUCCCCUUAGGUGAUAUUUUAUUAUAAAAACAAUUUCAAAAGUUGGAGUUGUCAUGUAGAGAUCAUGCAAAUAAUCAAAGCAGCAUUUCAAAGGUUCAGCUAGAAGCAUGCUUGAGUUGAGGUGGCAAAAGUUACACCAUUCAAAUUGCUUUUUUACUACGGCCCCGACUUGGUGUUCUUCUCCAGAAGCCCCAAAGGGACAGUCAAAACAGUAUCCAGCUAUCUCACAUUAUCAGACUUUAAAAAUAGGGAAUUCAAGUACAGACAGUAAAUAAAGAACAGCAGAACUUGUUUUAAAAAGAGAAAGAAAGCACCUUCAGCACUGAAUCAGAUCAUAUUAGUGUGAAGGUUCAAAUUUGUCUUGGGGUACAUUAACAUGCCAUUUUUCCUAUUCAGAAACAGAGUGUUAAAUAUAUAGGGAAGAGUUAACAAUACAAGUAUGGAGCCUAUAGCACUUCACAAAACACCCACAGAUAAAAUCUUUCUGAAAUAAACACAGUACAAAUGCAAGCAUAGGAAAGUAAAACAACUAAAUUGCACAAAAUUUUUAACACCAGGCUCUAUACAUAUUUUGUGAUUUUUUCACAGUUCAUUGCUGUAUUUCAUUUUAAUCUACUGUACAUUUUUAAAACAUAAUGUUCUCACCAUUUUGGCCUCCAUUAACUUUAAAUGUUCCCUUGACCUUUGACACAGAAGCUGUGACAGUCCGGGUUGGCUUUGCAGUCCUUGGCAGCUUGAACCCAGGACUGUCGAUAAAGACACCGAGGAAGAGCCGGAUAAAUGAGGGCAUACACAGUCAACAAGAGUUGAUAUAAAGUGCUUUGUGCUUUUAUUCCAAAAGUAAAAGCAUGUGUAAAUAGAGCAGUGCAAAGUUUCUUCCUUAAAUAAAUAAUCUAAUAAAAUCAAGUGUUCAAACAAUAAAUAUCCAUUUAAUAACUACGUUAAAAAUUCUGGGCAGAAAAACAUUCUUAAAAAAGCAACCUGAGCCCAUGUGCUUCCUUUCUAAAAACCAACUUCUCCUCUGCUUACCCUUAUGGGGGGUCUCUUUAGUUUGAGGAGACAUCUAUCAACAAGCGCAGAUACCCCUUAAUCCUUGCUCAUUUUCCUGCUGUCCGUUCCAUGCUGUUGCAUGGGGUACCGCUCCUUCACUGAGCACAUGGUCGCUCCUGCUCCAGGAGGCACUCAGCCGGAGAGACUUCUACCCUCAAUUGCUGGCCAAGUGCUUCUCUUUGGCUCACUCCUGUCCGCCUGCUUCCUCUCUAACAUUGGACUUUCAUUUAUAUAUUUAAAAUGCACAGCACAACAAACCUCUCUCAUCACAGAGGCACUCAGACACCCAUAUGCAGACGUAUACAUUCAAGGCUCCUCUGUAAUUCUGCCCAUCUUUACAUUCAUUUUUUGUUUCCUUAACCUACUUAUUUCCUUCUUUUUUUUUUCUUUCCGUCUCCUGCCCAGGCUCCAUUUUAUGCACCUAUCGGGUACAGGUGCUGGAGUCACUUGCUUCAAGAUGUGAAUGAAGCACUUGACUGAUCCACGUGCAUUUGUACAUGAAUGCGCAAUCCUCAGAGCAGGGUGUGCACAAUCCCACAUGCACCGGGAGCCUGCACGCUCCAAAACUUCCAAGUUAUGUAUUUAAAAUGCACAAUGCCAUGGACCUCUCUCAUCACAGAGGCACACAGACCCCCACAUACAGGCAUAUACAUUCUCAUACUGUAGGCCCACCACAGUAAAAUAUUAUUUUAAAUAUUUAGCUCUUGAAAAACAAUUGUCUCCAAACAUUCUUUUUAGAUUUAUUACAGAUAAUGUAUACAGUGUAUAUAAAUCAAUGAUAAAAUUAAUUCAACUAAGAAUAACCCUACCAGACACUUUUAUCUUAGAUCUUAAUAAUAAAAUGCCAUCUACUUCAUAGUUAGUAUUUAUUGACCCUAUUAAAUUUCUAAACCUUUGGUUUCAUUAUGCUUAAAAUGUUUUUUUCACUUAAGCAGUAUAAAUUAUAUUGGCUAAUGAUACAUGGUCUUGGCAUCAUUAUACUACUAAGACCUUUAAUGUGGUACACAUUUGGCAGGUCUUGUGAGCAGCAUGAGAAAAUGUUGUGUUACGCAUGAUGUUUCUUUCUAUUUUCUGUGGAAAGUCAUCGUUUCUAUAAAUGGACAGAUUUCUAAUAGUACACACCAAAAACUUUUUGUAUGAAAUCUGAUUCAGUAAACUUAGAAUGCAGGCUGCAAUUUUUACUGUAGUCCUCAGGCAUUUGGGUUGUUGAAUGUAAGACUACCACCAUAACAAACAAGACAUCAAAACUACAUAUUUUCAUAGGUAGAAAAGUGCAUACUGUAUAGUUACUUGUGCAAAUGAAAUAUGCAAAUACCCAAUGAAACUUUGUGUAGUCAGUCAGUCAUUUUCACACUCACUAAUUCCAAUGUGGGGUCCCGGGGAUAUACACCUAUAUACUCUCAUUUCCUUGUUAAUGGAUUUGACAGCAAGGAUUUAUCUGAAAAGUGAAAAUAAGUUCAAGGAUGAAGUAUGCUGUAGACUAGCAUGAUACUGCAUGUGCUAUGUGUUGACGGUGAACCAAAGACAGAUAGUAGAGAACCGUUAUGAUAAUCUUAUUUCCGCAUACAUUCACACAUGCAGAUUGGUCAAUGGGAAGUUGUGUAAAGUACACAUUAUGAAAGCAGACAGCUGGAGUGGCAAACAUGUUGUAGACUUUUGAAACGGUGACUAUGCUAAGCAUGUUGCAUUUACCGUCACAAUACUUGUACAGUAAAUCAUAUGCUGUAUUUGAAUAAAGGCAACUUUACUCAUCAGAUACAAUAAUACCGUACAGGCUUCUGAAGCCUUACACCUUAAAAUCCCACAAAUUAUUUUUAAGUCCUACAUUUAUUGCAGAUGCAUUUGAUAUAGCUGUAAAUUUGUGAGACUGUGUGUAUGUGCUUGUGUCCAAGUCAUCUGAAGAAAAAAACUGGAUCUUUGACCUAGUAUGAACUGGAAUAAAUUCAUUUAGAGAGUUUUCCCUUGUAUUGUACCUUCUAAACUCUCCGUCUUUAAACAUGACUAUAUUUGCGUCUUAAUGUAGCAAAGUUACAAAUGGUUGAACAAUGUAAUUCCUGAAAAAAAAAUUGCUAAGUUGUAAUUUUGAAAUGGAAUCAGAAACUUCUGGGAAAGGUAAAAAAAUUGCUAGGUAGAUUUAACACACAAGUGUAAUAUCCCGAGGUGUCUUAUAUUGGAAAGUCAUUUAUCAGCUUUGCUGAAAAUCAGGCCAUUAGCAAGAGAAAAUGUCACCAUCAUGUUGUAAAAUAAUUGCAUAUACAAAGCAGUGCGAAUUGAACUGUUUGGGUAACGUUUCUACCAAAGCAUUUACUCCAGUAACGGUGAACUCUUUCAGACAAUUAUUUUCUGGUUAUACAUAAUGUAUUUAUUUUCUUUUAAUCAUAUAAUUUCAAUUAAAUUGUCAAAAGCAUCAUAAAUUAUUUAUUGAGGAGAAAGAGGCAUCCACUGCUAUCAAAAAAAAAAGUCACUUGGGUCUUAAUCUUUCCUGAUGUGUAAGGUGCAGUGCUAAUAGUGCAUCACUGAAAUGACUCUAUUGGGGUUUGACGCGUCUCCCUUUGUAAAACUGUCACUUGGAAAAUCCUUUGGGGGGGGGGGGGGGUUGAUAUGAAUGAAUGCAGUGCUUCUAAUUUAUUUGUGAAAGCACCCGUUUAAGGUCACUUUUGUCCUGCAGGGAUCUGUUUGUUUGUUUGUUUGAUUUCAGUUAAUGUAGCUUUAAAAAUAAUCAGUAAAAUAACACCUUGAUUCUGCAUGUUCUUGGCAAAUCAGAGAGGUGGAUGCAUGGUAAAGCUGCAACAGAAAAGAUUUCCAGAUUUAAAACGAAAGAGUAUUAAUUUUAACAUUCAGCAAUAAAGUCCCUUUACAUGUUCAUUACUGAAAACUGCUAUAGAUUUUGCCAGAUUAUCAUUAAUUCUUGUAAAAUAAAUACUGAACCACCUCUUGAAAAAAUAAACCUUUAUUCAUUACAUUUUUAACAUAA
Molecule: messenger RNA, 7694 nt
Organism: Erpetoichthys calabaricus (reedfish)
Lineage: Eukaryota; Metazoa; Chordata; Cladistia; Polypteriformes; Polypteridae
Product: pro-neuregulin-2, membrane-bound isoform-like
Exons: 12
Coding region: 111-2054 (647 amino acids)
Biological process (GO): intracellular signal transduction; nervous system development; animal organ development
Molecular function (GO): signaling receptor binding
Source: RefSeq, a predicted model, not a curated record